Molecule: messenger RNA, 3113 nt
Organism: Fukomys damarensis (Damara mole-rat)
Lineage: Eukaryota; Metazoa; Chordata; Mammalia; Rodentia; Bathyergidae
Gene: Abcg4
Product: ATP binding cassette subfamily G member 4
Exons: 14
Coding region: 397-2337 (646 amino acids)
Cellular component (GO): plasma membrane
Molecular function (GO): ABC-type transporter activity; ATP binding; ATP hydrolysis activity
Source: RefSeq, a predicted model, not a curated record
GGCGCCUUCUGAGGGUCCGCCCUGCGCGCACCUCCCUGGCAGCUCCGCCGCGGCCCUCCCCGCGCUGAGCAUCGGGUCCUGGGGGUGCUGCUGGCUACAGUUUAAGGAGAUUAGAGUCGCGCGGGAGGAGGAGCGGGGCGGCUUGGUGGGGGCCAGGCUAGGCCGAGCAGAUGCCGGGCUGGGGCUGCCUGGGACCUGGGAGAGAGGUCGGGGCUGAGCCGCUGCGCGGUGGGCUUGGGGCCAGGGCCAGAUGCUCAGGCCCGGAAUGGGUUGCUGACCACUAGGGAAUCUGCCCUGAGAAGGAGAUGGUGGGCAGCAUUAGAAAGCAAGGGGCUUCGAGCCGGGGCGGGGGGUCGGCCUGAACCGAGCAGGCCCUCUCCCUGCAGGCCCGCUGCGAUGGCGGAGAAGGCGCUGGAAGCCGUGGGGUGUGCACUAGGGUCAGGGGCUGUGACCAUGGCCGUGGCGCUGGAGGACGGGGCGGAGCCCCCUGUGCUGACCACGCACCUGAAGAAGGUGGAGAACCAUAUCACAGAGGCCCAGCGCUUCUCCCAUCUACCCAAGCGUUCCGCCGUGGACAUCGAGUUCGUGGAGCUGUCCUACUCCGUGCGGGAGGGGCCCUGCUGGCGCAAACGCGGUUAUAAGACCCUCCUCAAGUGCCUAUCGGGUAAAUUCUGCCGCCGGGAGCUGAUUGGCAUCAUGGGCCCCUCAGGAGCUGGCAAGUCCACCUUCAUGAACAUCUUGGCAGGAUACAGGGAGUCUGGAAUGAAGGGGCAGAUUCUGGUCAACGGGAGGCCGAGGGAGCUGAGGACCUUCCGCAAGAUGUCCUGCUAUAUCAUGCAGGAUGACAUGUUACUGCCGCACCUCACAGUGCUAGAAGCCAUGAUGGUCUCUGCCAAUCUGAAGCUGAGUGAGAAGCAGGAGGUGAAGAAAGAACUGGUGACAGAGAUCCUGACAGCACUGGGCCUGAUGUCCUGCUCCCACACGAGGACAGCCCUGCUCUCUGGCGGGCAGAGGAAGCGCCUGGCCAUCGCCCUGGAGCUGGUCAACAACCCACCUGUCAUGUUCUUUGAUGAGCCCACCAGUGGUCUGGACAGCGCUUCCUGUUUCCAAGUGGUUUCCCUCAUGAAGUCCUUGGCCCACGGGGGCCGCACUGUCAUCUGCACCAUCCACCAGCCCAGUGCCAAGCUCUUUGAGAUGUUUGACAAGCUCUACAUCCUGAGCCAGGGUCAGUGCAUCUUCAAGGGUGUGGUCACCAACCUGAUCCCCUACCUUAAGGGGCUGGGAUUACACUGCCCCACCUAUCACAACCCAGCCGACUUCAUCAUUGAGGUGGCCUCUGGGGAGUAUGGAGACCUGAACCCCAUGCUGUUCAGAGCUGUGCAGAAUGGGCUUUGUGCCAUGGCUGAGAAGAAGAGCAGCCCUGAGAAGAACGAGGUCCCUGCCCCCUGCCUCACUUGCCCUCAGGAAGUGGAUCCCAUUGAAAGUCACACCUUUGCCACCAGCACCCUCACCCAGUUCUGCAUCCUCUUCAGGAGGACCUUCUUGUCCAUCCUCAGGGACACGGUCCUGACCCACUUGCGGUUUGUGUCCCACGUGCUGAUCGGCGUGCUUAUUGGUCUCCUGUACCUGCACAUUGGCGACGAUGCCAGCAAAGUCUUCAACAACACCGGCUGCCUCUUCUUCUCCAUGCUGUUCCUCAUGUUUGCUGCCCUCAUGCCAACCGUGCUCACCUUCCCCUUAGAGAUGGCAGUCUUCAUGCGGGAGCAUCUCAACUACUGGUACAGCCUCAAAGCGUACUACCUGGCCAAGACCAUGGCUGAUGUGCCCUUUCAGGUGGUGUGCCCAGUGGCGUACUGCAGCAUUGUGUACUGGAUGACAGGCCAGCCAGCCGAGACCAGCCGGUUCCUGCUCUUCUCAGCCCUGGCCACUGCCACUGCCUUAGUGGCCCAGUCUUUGGGACUGUUGAUUGGAGCCGCAUCCAACUCCCUACAGGUGGCUACUUUUGUGGGCCCGGUAACUGCCAUCCCUGUCCUUUUGUUCUCUGGAUUCUUUGUCAGCUUCAAGACCAUCCCCACGUACCUGCAGUGGAGCUCUUACCUCUCCUAUGUCAGGUAUGGCUUUGAGGGUGUGAUCCUGACCAUCUACGGCAUGGAGCGCAAGCAGCUGUCAUGCUUAGAGGAAUCCUGCCAGUUCCAGGACCCAAGGAGCAUCCUGCAAGCACUGGAUGUGGAGGAUGCCAAGCUCUACAUGGACUUCCUGGUCUUGGGCAUCUUCUUCCUGGCCCUUCGGCUGCUGGCAUACCUUGUGCUCCGUUACCGGGUCAAGUCUGAGAGAUAGAGCCUUGCCCUGGCCUUGCCCAGUCCCCGCAGCAGAAAACCUUCAGCCUCAGCCCUCUGGGACUGUUUUAACCGUGUAGACUUGGGCAGUGGUGGCUGGUGCAGUGCCCUCCCCUCCCUUUGAAUGCUCCAGACUGGCUGUUGGACUGCUCCACCAGCUGCCAGCUGCCAGCCGCCAGCCGUGGCCAUGGUGUGGGGACUCCAGGACACCCACCAUGCCCAGGAGCCUUCCCAAGUUGAUGCAGUUCGUAGCUUCCUCCCUUCUCUUUUCACCACCUGCAUGCAAAGACCACUGGGAGGCUGCCACCCUCCUUCCUGUCCUUGGCACCCUCCUCUGUUGUCUGCCUGGGAGCCAUAGAAUCUCUGGGCUCCCACUUACAACUGACCAAAGUGGCCCUCUCUGGGGGUCCCCACGACACCAGUGUUUGUAAAGCAGGCUGCUGUAAGGUUGGAGUUCCAGGGCUGGACCCUGGUGGGGUCCCCUGGGAGUGUGAACCUGGAUGUUGUGACGGAGCACAGAGGGGCUCUGGAAGUCUCUUCUUCCUCCUAGCUCUCUCCCACUCCCAGACCCUGGCUGAUGUGGACAAUCUGCUGGGACAGAAGCUGGAUUUUCUGUCUGGGUCACCACUCCCGAUCCUGGAGAUUGGAGAGGCCAUGGGUGUCCUGUUCCCUUUGGUUGGGGGCAGGACUGGAGGCAUUCUGCAAUACUGUAAUUCUCUCCCAUUGGCCACUGCAUCUGGAGAACGCACUUUAUUUUGGAGAGGGGUAUUCCUCCCU